CUUCCAUUGAAGGGCGGCUUGGAAAUGAUUUCUGCUCCGUCGCGUGUAGUUCAUCCCAUGGAACGCAAGCUGACUGAAUUGCCCAGUGCACAGAAGAGACAGAGACAAAAUCAGCAGCACAUGACGGAAAUCACAACGCCCAUCUGCGUCGAGACAGAAAUUGCUCAUCGGCCCUUUUCUGUUGCGUCUCCUCCAGAAGCAAAGGUUUUCUCAGAACACAGCGUAAAAGAUUAUCAGAGUCAUGUGGUGAGCGAAGUAAAUUCCAAUUUCCAGCAACAAGAGAUAAAGAAGCGUUACAGAGGAGUAAGGCAAAGAGCGUGGGGUAAAUGGGUUGCAGAGAUCCGAGACCCAAGGAAAGCAAUUAGGGUUUGGCUGGGCACUUUCUCCACUGCAGAAGAAGCAGCCAAAGCCUACGACGAGGCCGCCUUAGAAUUCAGGGGAGCAAGGGCCAGAUUGAACUUCCCAGAGACAGCAUCUAUCAACCUCCAUAAUAAGUACACUAAUGCCUCUCUCAACUCAAAUCAUAAGGACGUUUUCGUUGAUGGCAGUCUGGAGAUUUCACCUGCAACCUCAACAUUAACGGACACUUCUUUCUCACCAACCUAUGAAAUGUCUGCUCUCUCGGAAUGCAGUAGCGCAAUUCAACAUGUCCCUGGUUAUUCUGACUUCACCCACGCCUCAGAAUGUUCACCCCAGUUAUUCCCUGAACUUUAUGACAAUGCACAGCAUGAUGUGGAGCAAACAAAUAGUUUUCUUCCUUAUGAUGUUUGUCAACGAUAUUCUGGUUUUACAAGGCAGCAGCAACGCCAGCUGGGUGUAUAGUUCUUUCCAUGCCAGCCAGGCAAUUUAUAAGGAUGCACACAGAUCACAGGAGUUUAUCGUAUCAUCUAUAGCGGCAGAUGU
Messenger RNA from Cryptomeria japonica (Japanese cedar), 903 nucleotides. RefSeq names its product ethylene-responsive transcription factor ERF112-like. The transcript has 2 exons. Lineage: Eukaryota; Viridiplantae; Streptophyta; Pinopsida; Cupressales; Cupressaceae. Gene Ontology annotation, biological process: regulation of DNA-templated transcription; ethylene-activated signaling pathway. Gene Ontology annotation, molecular function: DNA binding; DNA-binding transcription factor activity. The record is from RefSeq and is a predicted model, not a curated record. The coding region runs from base 25 to 822 and encodes 265 amino acids.